CAAAUCUUGUCUGCCAAAUCAACUAGUGUAGCCCACAGCCAUACGACAUAGCCAGAUCAGGACCUAACACAACUCCGUAUGCUAUAAUGUUUAUCUGAAAUAGACUACAUUUUCUUCAUAUCAUGUUUCUUUAGACCUGUCUAAAAUACAUAAUGGAUUUAUUGUGAUGGUGUAGUCUAUGGUUUUAUUAGACUUUUUAAAAUGUAGAUGUUCCAAAGGUCUGCGUCAGUGGCUUGUAGGCGACGCAUAGAAGCCAGGAGAUGCUAAAUGUGUUUGUUAAUUACCGUGAGACCGGCAGUUAGUUGCAUUGACAAUCUUCGGCUGACGAAAUGUCAUGACUGCCAGAGCCCUAAACGGGACCGCCGAGUGCUGAAGCACGUAGCGCAUAAAAAUGGUCUGUCCUCUGUUGCAACACUCAGCACAAGAACGGUUUGUUUUAUAUUCACAGCCUACUAAAUGCUGUACUACUUUUGUAGUUUAUGUUAAAUGUCAAAUAUGUUUAACUGAGCAACACGCAGUAGAAAAACAAGCAGUGCUAUUUUAAGAUCAUGUGGUUGAUUUGCAAAAUAAAAGAUGACAAAUGAUUAAUAGUUACAAUUUUCCUCAGACUGAUCAUGCAAUACCCUACUCAGCAGUGAGCUCGUAGACUGAAGUGGAAUAAUGGCAGAGCAACUUGAUGAACUGCCUGUUGAAAAAUGGACUGACUCCCACGUGAGCUCCUGGUUAAGAACUAUUGGAGUGAAGGAGCAAUACAUCAACAAACUUUAUGAGGAAGAGGUAGAUGGGAGAAUCCUCCUUGUACUGACUGAGGACUAUCUGAGAAAAGAGAUUGGAAUGAAAUCGGGGCCAGCUCUGUUGAUCAUCAGAAAGAGAAAUGAGCUUGUAGAUACCAAACAGAGAACUCAGGGCAAGGAAAAGCCUCAAAGUAGCAACAAUAAUAGUGAAAAGGGAAGUAAAAAGAAGAAGCAGGGAUCAGCUCACCAGAUUCCAGAGACAGAUCAAGGUCUUUCAGAGGAAGAGAAACAAACUCAUCAAGGACAAUCUGAGGACAAUGUGUUAACCACAAAGAGAGACUGCAAGCCACGGCCAUUUGACAAAGAAGGCAUUGAUUUCACAUAUGUCAAACAUAGUGUUCUGCAACCUGAAUCUGGUGUAUUUGAUCUGAUCUCUCCCUGUCAUGAGUACAAGUCACUUGACAAUGCUGCCAAAUUGAACCGCACAAGACUACAGGCAAAAUUUGCCAAAGAGGUUCUCAAAUUCGGCAGUGGCUGCAUGAAUAUCAGAUCAAAUGGCACAAUACACUUUGGUGUGAUGGACAGUAGGGAUGAUGCAGGCUAUGUGCAUGGCGAGAUAAUCGGUGUUCCGGUUUCUGAGAAAGAUAUAUAUGUUGAUGCAUUGGAUCACAUUGAGAAGAGUUUCUCUCUCUCUGACAGUGAGCAUGUGCGACAGUGCAUUCGCCCACCUCGGUUUAUAGAGGUCAUGGACAUGUAUAGCACAGAACAAAGAUACGUGGUGGAGGUUGAUAUUGUUCCCUCCAUAAGCAUUGUUAAGAACCGAGUGUACUCUGUUCGUCUGCCGAACUUCAAAGAGUCCUCUAACAAGAUUGAGCAUGAAAAGGAAACAAUCUAUCGCAGGGUAGGAUCAAAAACCGAGCCAGUGAGUGAUCAAAAUGACUUCUACCAGCGAGUCAGAGACAGAGAUGGCCGAAGAGAAGAGGCUGAGCAUUGUCGAUAUGUUAACACCCCAGACAUCUGCCAAGACCUUGGAAGGAAACUCACCAUGCUGAUAACCAGUGGCAAGAAAUUCAUUGAAAAGGAGAAAUGGUACAUUCUUGUCACUAACAAGUUCAAACCAGAUGACUUGAGCAACAUUGACUUCUUGCUCAACAUGAACAUGUUCUGUGUGUUCGACUUCGACCCAGAUUCCAAGCUGUCAGGACUGUGCAGUAAAUACAUCCAGCACCAUGCUGCAAAUAUACAUUUCAUGCAGAACUACAAAAUACCAAGUGGUAUGAGCAUUGACGAUUUUGUGAGCCAUUUGCAUUUGUUUGAGCAAACUAGCUGGAUCUUUUGCAAUGGACGAAGCGAUUACAAAGGGAAUGAAAACCCCUCUGAUGAAAUGACAUGGAUCAAAACGAAGAUGACACUCCUCAGGGAAUCCGUGUCACUGAUCUGCAAACAGAUCUUGCCAAAAGGAACAUUCACUGUGGUCUUCCUUCUCACCUCCCCAGUUGAGAAACCACUUUUGCACACCUUCUAUGAGUUUUUCACAGAUAUGGAAGGUCAUGAAGACAUCAUUUGCAUCUCAGAAUCUGAGGACAACUAUCAGAAAUGGCAAAGUUUUGCAGAGGGUUCAUGUGGAACAGAAACUGUGAACCGUUCCAGUGUUGUCGGGAUGAAAAUGAGCCAUGUUGAUGCGACGCUGCAGCAAAUCCAACCUGUAACAUCUCGAGACACCAAACACUUGCCUAUCUACCUGAAAGGACAGUGCCUUCUUGAAACUCGUGAGGAGGAAAGGAUGUAUUCCUUGGAAAUCCUGAGUGUCAAUCAUUGUGAUGAAACAAGCGACGAUUACAUCAAAGCAGAAAAAGAAAACAUUGAAAGACAGUUUUACCACGGGGGAAGAGUGACCUGGUUGAAUUUCUGGCUUGCAGAGAAGAAGUUUGUUGGAGAAGUGAUUCAAAGGGAUGCAUACAGGGAGGUCUCCGAACUUCUCACUGACACAAUGAAAUGGGGUGUAGACAGACCUGUGAACAGUAUCAACAUCUACCAUCACCCAGGAAGCGGUGGGAGCACAGUGGGAAGGCAGGUGCUGUGGAACAAGAGGAAAGACCUAAGAUGUGCUGUUGUGAAGCUGUCAUACUCAGCAGCCACUGUAUCUGAACAUGCUGUUCAACUCCGAGAGUAUGAGGAAAAAGAUCCUGAGAAAUGUCUCCCAGUGCUCCUGUUGAUAGAGGACUGUGACAAAGAAUACCUUGAUGAGAUGAGGAAUGAAUUGGAGUUUGCCAUCAACACUAAGAAAAUCAAACAAGGAACACCGUGUUUCAUUCUGUUGAGCUGCAGACGAUCACAUAACCCAGAGAAGAUGUGCAAGGACUCGCCAUUGCAGAAUGUAGCUGUCACUCACAAACUAUCAAAAGAAGAGAAGAGACAGUUUGCUGGGAAACGGCAGCAGCUUGAAGAACAGUACCAGCCAGAAUUCAUUUUGACAUUCGUAUUGAUGAGUGAAGAAUUUGAACACCAGAAGAUUGUUGAGUAUGUUGCGCAAUUUGUGAAACAUUUGCUCCAAGGCAUCGAUCAUGAAGCAGUUGUCACUCGGCUCAUUCGGUAUGUGGCAUUGCUCAACACUUAUGUUCAGAACUCAUUCAUUUCCCAGUCCCAUUGCGAAGCUCUGCUAUUAUUCACCAUUCAUAUGGAUCGAUUCCGCCAGCAUGCUUUUGAGAGAUCACUGAGUGAGCAGGCCAAACUUGUCUUUAUACAUCUUAGAGAUGACAAGACACACAUUGAAUCAAUUCGAAUCAUUCAUCCACUUGUUGCAAAGGAAAUCCUUCAGCAGCUCCUCGGUGACCAAAAGCAGCAAAGUGGGUUGGCCAUGGAUCUUCUCCACGAGGAUGUGCUUUUUGAGCACAGAUUUGGAAAAGAAGAUUAUGCAAAGUUUUUGCGAGCCCUGUUCAUGAGACGUUGCAGAGUAAGUAAAGGUGAUGAAUCAAACAGCUUUUUCUCUCCUCUCAUUGAACAUGUGAGUGAAAAGGAAACCCCUGACAAGGCAAUCGAGCUCCUCAAGGAGGCAUACAAACGCUUCAACAAAGAUGCAUUCUUUGCUCAGCAACUUGCUCGCCUGAAUUACUCCCAUGAGAAGUUUGAAGAGGCAAAAGAUUGGGCAGAGAUUGCAGCAAAACAAAUGCCUAACAACUCUUACAUUCUUGACACAAAAGGCCAGGUAUACAGAAGAUGGUUCAACGCCAAGUGUAAAGCAAUUGAGAAAGUACCAAAAACGGCAGAAAAUACAGCAGAUGCUGUUGAAACUGCGCUGAAAGCAAUGGAGUGUUUCAGAGAAUGUGAGAAAUCUGCUAUCUCGGACCUUGAAAACAUGAACAACAGUGGCUUUUUUGCUGCAGUUGAAGUUGGCUGCAGUCUGUUGAAGCUCGUAUUCUCAUUGCGUGUUUUCUCAAGCAAAACGUAUGGCCACUCAGAAUGUAUGAAGUACCUUCUCACCGAUUACAUUCCUGAGGAAGUGAAGAAGCCCUGGGAGAAUUUUCACAGCAAUUUGAAAGGCCUUCAAAUGACACUACAUGAAGCCCUGGAGUGGAUCUCGGAAGACCUGAGUUAUUUCCAGACAGACAUCAGUGCAGAUGAGGAGGAGACGAUUGAAAGCUCUGAGAUGAAAAUAAGCCAUCCAAUGACAUGGUUGGUAAGAAAAUCUUCUGAGUAUGGUAAAUAUUUCAGUGAUGCCUCUCUCGGUAUUGCCCCAAAGCUGUGCCAGUCGAACCCUGUGAGUUUAACUCCUUUCAUGAAACGCAUGAUCAUUUACCGGCUUGGUGGGGGGAAUAUAACUUCGAUCUUCUCCCUUCUGACUGACCAGAAAGAAAGAGACCAAGUCAAAGUCCUAGAGAAUAUCAUAUCUCUCUACCCCAGCAACCCUCUGAUGGCCAGGUUGGAUCAAAUGGAUCUUGUCAAUUACAUAGCAGCUCAUAUUGCUCUGAGUUGCCUUACAACCCAAUCUCCAAAGUUGGCUGCUCUGAAAGACCUUCAGAAACUCAGUCAGCAGUUCCCAACAGAGAAACGGAAGUGCCUGUCCAGUGCUCUGUUCCUGCUCAUCUUACUCUUCUGGCCAGAAGAUCAUGACACCGACCCUGAAAAGGAGACCAAAUACAACAUUGUUCUAUCAUCUGUUGAGUACCUCAAAAGAAGCUACUGGACCAAAAUGAAGGAUAUACCACAAAGGAAGAAAAGGAUUUACACCCACUUUUUUCUGAGUAAUGGAAGUGGAUGGGACAAGAUUGUCCACAAGAGCAAGGUUGAAACGAUUACAAAGGUCCUCUCCAUCUCAGAAAAGAGAAUGAAGUGGUUCAGUGGGGAGGUGUGGAAAAUGCCAGAGAUGAAAAAACUGCUCAGGACUGUGUCUGGGUGGACAGAAGAUGGGAUAGUCUACCUUGAGGGCCCAAAAGAGAAGAAGUUCACUAUUCCUCAUCUGAAAGCAGCCUCUGUGCCCUAUGACAAUGAAAACGUCACAUUUUACUUGGGGUUCACAUUUAGAGGACCUGUUGCGUACAACAUCACUGUGAAAAAGUAGGGUCGUAAUAGAAGGCUGAGAGACCAAUUAGACAGAUGCUGCCAGACAAAGCAGUCUGUUAUUGAAUAUCUCCUGAACAUUUUGGACCAAUAUACCAAUGAAUGAGCAGGUUUUAGAGCGCAUUGUCAGAGGAAGAUGUCACAUUUUGUUUGUGUGUAUAUAUAUAUAUAUACGUGUAUGUUCAUUUUUUCCCCCCUUCAGCUUAUUGUCAAAAGACAGAAUUAAAUGCUGCCUGUAAAAAAUGUAGCUAACAAGGCAAUUGUAUGGAUAUUUUGCAUACCAUAAGUGUAAAGUUAUUUCUGUUUGACUACUUUGUUGCAAGUGUAGUUGGUCCAUUUGGACCAAAUGUUCAACCAUUAUGUGGACUGAAAAUAUGAAGGAAUGUGUUGUCAAGUUAUGCAGUCAUGAGAUCUGUUGUUUUUGUUUUAUUCUUGAAGAAUAUUGUAUAUUUAUUAUGUCUUGUCUUAUGCAGCAAGCCUGUGUAAUAUUAUAUAUGUAUUGUGCCCAAAAUGUGGCAUUUGAUGACCAAACAACUUUGUACUUUUCAUUCAUUUAUUGAACGUUUCCCCAGUGAAAUGUCCCCCUCUAUAGGAUUUUCAGAUUGUAAUUGUAUGUAUUUUUUUGUAGCCAUUUUUAAUAUUGUCUUUUUGUAUGAAGAAUGACUAAUGCGAAAAUUGAGUUAUAGUAAUUUAAACUCAUUUCUAUUAAAGGUGCCAUAACUUUG
Coregonus clupeaformis (lake whitefish) is the source of this 6016-nucleotide messenger RNA. It is a transcript of the gene samd9l, whose product is annotated as sterile alpha motif domain containing 9 like. The record is from RefSeq and is a predicted model, not a curated record. The transcript has 2 exons. Gene Ontology annotation, cellular component: cytoplasm. Gene Ontology annotation, molecular function: protein binding. Bases 661 to 5292 code for a protein of 1543 amino acids. NCBI's taxonomy places the organism in Eukaryota, Metazoa, Chordata, Actinopteri, Salmoniformes, Salmonidae.